UUUUAGUUGGCAACUGCCCACACGCUGUAACAGACGUAUUUUCGCUCUGCUCGCCCAAAAAAAAAAAAGAAAAGGGAAAUUCAUCUGAAAGAACUGUUUUUGAGGAACGAUUUGUGUGACGUUUUUGAGUUUUGAGAAUAAUAUUUGGAACUUUUGAGUGCUUUCGCCUCCCCCCAGUGCCUAGUGCUGUGUGUGUGCCGCGAGUGUGUUAUUUUGAGUUAUCGCGAUUGCGGCUAAGUGCAAUUAGUGCCACAAAAUUUAGUGCAAUGAAUUGGGAAAUUGUGUGCUCUAGCCAGGCGCAUCAUUAGCAAAUGAAUUAUAUCAGCAACCAGCCGCACCAUCAAAUUCGAUUAAAAUUCACUUGUGUGUGUCAGAGUUUUUGAGAGUGAGAGUUACCAACUGUUUCCAGCUCCAAGUCCAAGAUUUCAUCGAGCCAAAGCCGGACAAUCUGCGGCCAGUCACAGAUUUGCAGCUGCAAAAGUGAGGAGUCAGCUGGGAGGACUGCAAUCCCGCAGCAAAUGAAAUAAGCUGCAGCGGUGCAUGCAAAGCCGUCAACAAAGAACAGUCUAAGCCGCAGCACAGCAGCAGGGAACGCGGAAAAUACACCUAAAAAGUGACGCAAAAAAGGCAGCAAAUACAGCAAGAGAGAGAGAGAACAACAAGAGGAACACAAAGGAGUCGCCAGGAUUGCUUUCUUGUACUUUGGACACACGUGCGCCGCGGCUGCACCGGUGCCCGUGCCCGUGUCCGUGCCUGUGUCCCUGGGUGGCCUUGGUCCUGCCGCCAGCACAACCAUGAAGCUGUCCAAGCUGUCCAACCAAACGAACUCCCAGGAUCCGCAGGCGGUUAACUCGCGCAUCUUUGUGGGCAAUCUGAAUACCUUUCAAUGCUCCAAAACGGACGUGGAGCGCAUGUUCCAGAUCUAUGGGCGACUGGCGGGCAUAUCCAUGCAUAAGGGCUAUGCCUUUGUGCAGUUCACCAAUCCCUUCGAUGCGCGCAAUGCCUGCCACGGCGAGGAUGGCAAGACGGUGCUCAGUCAGACUUUAGAUGUCAACAUGGUGGCCGAGCCGAAGGCGCACCAAAUCGGCAGAAAGCGACAGAAUGUGAGCAAAACCGGCAACGAUUGGGACUACUUCUACGACAGCUACUGCUCUUCCACCCUGCUACGCGGCGGCGGCUCCAAUGGAGUGCGUGCCAAGAAGCGCAAGCGUCUGAUGACCAAUGGCAAUGGCCUGGCCGUGGCCGUGCAGCAGCAACAGCAGCAGCAGCAUGGACAGCAUCAUCAUAGUGCGGCUGCCGCAGUGGCCGCAGCUGCAGCAGCAGCCGUGCAUCACCAGCAACAGCAGCAGGCACAGGCACAGGCACAGCAAGUGCAACAUCAACAGCAGCAGCAACAGCAGCAGCAGCAACAUCAUCAUCAGCAGCAGGUGGCUGCUGUUGCCAUGGCGGCGAUGGCCAAUUUGUUGCCACAACAGCAGCAGCAACUGCUGCUGCAUCAGCAGAGUUUGCUCUCGAAUGCCGCUGCCACGGCAGCAGCCACAACAGCGGCGCCCGGCGCACUCCACUGGUCGCAAUACAAACAGGAGCAACAGCAGCAGCAGCAGCAGCAGCCUCCACAACAAUUUGGAUUCCAACUGAAGAGCAGCGUGGCUGUCCAAGCAACGACAUCGCCACAGAAUGCAAAGUCAGCAAUAAUUGCUAAUCAAACGUCGCUUGCCGAACAGUAUUCAGGCCUUGGCAGUGGAGCUGCUGCUGGGGUCGGGGUCGGGGUCUUUGCCCAUCAGCAACAGCAGCAACAGCAGCAACAAUUGGGUUGCCUGCUGCAGCCAUUAACGCUGGCAUUGUCCCCACAGCAACCGCAGCCGCUGCAGUUGCACAGCCAAUUGAUGCAGCAGCAACAGCAGCAGCAGCAACAAAGGGAGCAACAGCAGCAGCAGCAACGGGAGCAAUUAAGUUUGCAUCAGCAUUUGGGACCUUUCAAAGUGUACAGCAAUCCGGAUACAUUAAUCUGCGGCAAUUGUCGGGAAUGCUUUGGCGAGCUGUCUGAGUUAUUGGACCACAAGAAGAGUUAUUGCAAGCUGAGGUUCACAUGCAAGUGCCAGGAUGUUGCCUUUGCGGCCAGUGCAAAGACACCACCGUCGAGCGCCAAAUUGCUUUGCGCCGUUUGCAAGGAUGCCUUUGGCAAUCCCUGGGAUUUGAUGGUCCACGCACAGGCCGCGCAUAUGGUCAACAUUUACGAGUUGGGCUGCGAUGAGGCAGCGGGCCAGCCCAAUGCCAACCACACGUUGAACAAUGCCACUGCCACGGCCAGUGCAACGUUGCUGGCUGAUGAGGCUGCCACAAAGCAGUUGCCCCCCGUCGCCGCCGUCGCUGCCGUCGCCUCAUCAACACUUAACAAGGAGCCAAAUAACAAUCACAAAAUUAGCAACAACAACCACAACAGCAGCAGCAAUGGCCACAUGUCGCCCACAGGCGAGGCCAUUGUGCUCUCCGCUUCGGUGGAGAACGGCACUGCCAGCGACACGGAGACAAACUGCUUGGCGGACAUCAAAUUUAGUCCCAGUUCCAGUCCCAAGGCGGUGCUGCACUCACAUUCAGCAGUUUUGCUGUUGCUCAAAACGCUUCUCUUGCAGGACCAGCAGCGUGACGACUUGUCGCUGGACGGACGACUGUCCAGCAGCCACUCGGACGAUGUGCACCUGAAUGGGAAGCUGCUGAAUGGCUCGGUGUCCUCGCGCGGCAGCUCCCCGGGACUCGAGACGGACGAAGCGCCAGCCGCCACACGCGCCUGCAUUGUGCGUACUCUGAGCAUUGAGACAUCUGGCCCCACUGCGGCUCCAGCUGCAGCCUCUGCCCUGAGCCUGAUGUCCAAUGGCCUCGGGUUGGCUCUGGCACCGCAAUAGGCGUCCCGCACUGCCUUUUGGAUUGUGGGCUUCAGUUCAUCCGAUACAAGUGCAAUUCUUCAGUAUUUUUGUAACAGACUAACCGGGAGGAAAGUGUACGUACACAACAGCAAAAGAACAUAUCAUUUUAAAUUAGCCAUAGGAAAGCCCGAUGCCCGAUAUAAAUGCAUCGCUAGCCAUAACAAUUAUGUACUUACAUACAUAUUUACAUAAUCGUGUGUGUAAAUGUACCUACAAUAAUGUGUAAUAAUCGUAUUGGUAAUAUUAUGUGUUUCAGAAUGAACUGCAAAGAGUGAACGUAUAGGUAAAAAUUGUGGAGGAGGCUUAAGAGCGGUCAGGAACGAGCUUUGUAAAUACAAAUGAAAGAAUCAUUGUUAAUGCUUUGUUUUAUUUUCUACAUUAUUUAUUAACGCCGCAAAGCCACGCAAAUGGCAUAUCAAAAGUAGCAUUAGGUACAACAAGUGUUUCAAAAACAAAUUGAAGGCGACGACACACCAUAAUCAAACCUAAUAACUAUAAACUAAAAUACCCACAAUCGUAUGGAUUAUGUAUAACAAAAGUAGCUGCUAUGUAAAUAGGAUUUAAACACUAACCCAAACAGGCAACACAACCAUUUGUAACAACAUUCAAUUCAAUGUCCUCCAGCUUAAGCAAAAUGAAAUGUAUUCAAUAAAUGGAA
Messenger RNA from Drosophila guanche, 3582 nucleotides. RefSeq names its product probable nuclear hormone receptor HR38. Gene Ontology annotation, cellular component: nucleus. Gene Ontology annotation, molecular function: RNA binding. The record is from RefSeq and is a predicted model, not a curated record. Lineage: Eukaryota; Metazoa; Arthropoda; Insecta; Diptera; Drosophilidae.